This is a messenger RNA of Ectocarpus siliculosus, 1841 nucleotides long. Lineage: Eukaryota; Phaeophyceae; Ectocarpales; Ectocarpaceae. The record is from the annotation of a GenBank genome assembly.
AUUGGGCCAUCUUUGUUUCUAUCUGUCUCUCUUUCGCUUUCUCUUUCUCUCGAGGUAGGUGAACGCGAGUCGUGCUCCUUGCUGAUGGCCGGGUGAAAUCUCGACAAGUCGUUGUUGCCUCGUGAUCUCGUGAUUGUGUAUGUUGCACUGCUGCCGUGCCGUUGUUGUCCAGAUAUCUUCCGGAGACACAGCAUGCUCGGUUCGCAUCUAGCGCCUGCUGUUGCCACCCGCCGCAUUCCUGGUGCUUAUCAGCAGAGACACGCCAAUCCUUACCACAACCUCUUGUGAAGUAGGGGACUGGGAGAGAGAGAGAGAGAGAGAGAGAGAGAGAGAGAGAGAGACGGCAUAGGUGCGCAGAAGAGGCGGAGCUUCCAUGGACGCAUCCGCGGGCAAGAACUUCGACCCUCAUCACGCAAGAGUCCUGGUCGUCGGGCCCAUGGCAGCGGGCAAGACAACUCUGGUGCAUUCCUUCUGCCACGGCGGCGGUGGGAAUGGCGUGCCAGGAAACACGCUACCCACCGUCGGGUGCAGUGUCGACGUCAAGCUGCUCGCAGGAGGGCACCCGAACCGGUCCAUCGAGUUCUGGGACGUGGGCGGAAGCCCCGACGCCGCCCUUGCUCGAGGCAUGUUCUUUGAAGGAUGCGAAGCGGCAGGGGUGCUCCUGGUAUAUGAUGUUUCUAUCCCAAGGUCGUUGCGAGACCUACGCGUGUGGGUCGCCGAGCUCGACUCCGCCGGGAUCUCGAUUCUCGGCAAGAGCGGCAACAACGGCCGCUCGAGUGCUACCGCCUCCUCCUCCGGGAGAAGCUUGAGGAGCGGCAGAAGCACCGAAUAUCCACCGGAUUUCUUCUCGGAAGGGCUCGCCGCCGACCUGGAGGGAGGAGGGUCUGGGACAGCAGCGGUAGGCGGCGGCAGGGUCCCUCUCAUUGUAGUCGGAGCCAAGGCGGAUACCGGAGAAGGCGUGCGGCGGGAGGGGGGGGCGCUAGCGUCGGAGCUCGGCGUCGGGCACGUGGCUGUGUGCGCUUCGAAACUGUCGAACGAGGAGGAGGCGUUAUUCGACAGGUUCUUUGGAGAGGUCUUUCGGCAUCACUCCGGCCUGCAGGCGCCGCCGCUGGGCGAAGACGUUCAAAAAAUGCUUUCUUUUGCGGAAGGAAUGCCCGGGCGGUUGGAAGAGACCUACGAAAGUGAAGACUCGUAUUUCCCUUCGAGUGAGACGACGGCGGCGGCGGCGGGUGACGGCGGCCGAUCAUCCCUUCACACACGCCAUCGUCCUUCGGGAAGCAGCCGGUGGGGGAGCGACCAACCACCAGGAAGCAAUCCACAACGAGACGCUGGCAUCGGUUGGACAGGGAUAGGACACCCUGACGCUCGGGGCGACGACGGUCGGGUUGAAGGGGAGGCGCGUGGAUGGGCGGGAGGUGGAGCGAGCACCGUAGGUGGUGGGCUGGUGUGGCCGGUGCACCGCGGCGCGUUGCCGUCUGCCGUGGCGGGAGGGCGUCCGGCUCGAGAAAAACAUUCCUGAAAUAGGGAUCGGGGUAGACAAUGGGCUGGUCUUGUGUGUGUUUCGGAGUAGUUACUCGUAGCACCAAGCACGGGGAAGUGUGGUUUUGUCUCUCGAUGCUCUCCUAUGGUCAAAGGUACCCCGUGUGUCGGUCUUGAAUGUAUAAGGGUAUGCGGCGCCGUGGCGCUCUCCGAUACUCCGCAGGCUGGAGUACCUGGUCAAAGUGAAUAUUGAUGCGUGUGAACGCAUAUGAGCGGGUGAGUGUUGUUAUGCGGCUUGCGUUCAUGGGGGUAAGCCUUGGCGACUGUUCUCUCCGCUGAUUUCCAUUAAGAUUCGAACUCUC